Messenger RNA from Geodia barretti, 2287 nucleotides. Lineage: Eukaryota; Metazoa; Porifera; Demospongiae; Tetractinellida; Geodiidae. The record is from the annotation of a GenBank genome assembly.
AAGUGCUGAGUCAGCACAGAAAUGCUGUCGCGUUUGCUCUGGGUGUUUGCCGUCUUUCUGGGCCACUGUAGCUUCGCCCUCAAGUUCUCAAGCGUCACAGAUCACGUGAGACUAGGAGACGCUAGAGGAAAGGUGGUCGGUUUCGUGGACUUCAAUGCGGACAAAGCCACCGACAUCCUGUUUCAAACGGACAAUAGCAUAUCAGUGUACCUAUGGAGCAGAGAGAAACAGCGAUUUCACUUACACCAGCUCCUGAGCCUGAAUGGAAGUAGCGUGGUGGACACAGUGGCAGUGGACCUCGAUGCUGAUGGUCAGGUGGACUUGCUGACCCUCACAAGAGAGGGAGGAAGGUGCCACUCUAUGACUGUGUACUGGAUGAAACCGCACUCAAGGGGUCCUGCCAUUGAAUACCAGGAAGUGAUAGGGAAUGGAGUUCUCUCCCCGCCACUGGUCCUAGAUGGCAACGGAGACCACAUCCCCGACCUUCUCACCCACAGUUGUCUUAACAAUACCUCCACUCUCUGGCUCAGCAAAGAAUUCCUACGAGAGUUCCAGAAGGAGACCAUUUCGUUGUCACUAAACUACACCAGUAGCUACUAUGUUGAUCUCACUGAUGAUAAUCUAGCAGAUGUGGUGGUAGAAGGGCGUGGCUCAAGUGGCCGGAGUCUUUUGUUCUGGCAGAGGAAUCCAUCAUGUGGUGAUGAGACCUCCUUCCUGUCUCCCUCGCUCCCCGUGCCCCUCCCCUUCCCGCUCUCGUCUGCAGCUGUCUUCAGUCCGCUCACCUUCAAUGAUAUCGAUGGCGAUGGUGAGAUAGAGGCUGUUGGAGUGACGUGUCCUGAUCCAGACUGUACCACUGCUCAUGUCCACAUCCUCUCUCAUCAGUCGUCCUUCCCUACCUCCCCUGAUGGGUGUGGGGUCAGUGGAACACAACCCGUCAACUUCACACAGGUUCACACUGUAGCUGUUCAUGGAGAGUCAGUCUCUCUCUCCUCCCACCCUCCUGUACUGGGAGACCUUGAUCUAGAUGGAUAUCCUGACAUCCUGCUGCCAGUGUCCAGCAGGUUUACAAUGCACCUCAGACGCUACGCAUUAAGUAUGUGCUAAAUGAAAAUGUUGCAAAGUAAGAGCACCGUACGGAGAAAACCACGGAAAACAGUUGCCCCAGAUACGAAUGAAGUUUAACUCACCUCCUACCUACCUUACUCCUUAUCUCCCUCAGCUCUGGUGUGUUGCUGCUAGUUCCCAGGCAGUGCCGUGACAACUGUAACGGGUCAAAGGUCACCUUGGACCCCCAGUGGAUCCCUGUUACCAAUGGCAACGUGACGUCAGCCUUCUUCUUUGACCUCUGGGAGGAUGUGAGACCACACCCACCCACACACACACUUUUUUACCUAACAUACAAGAAUAAACAUUUGCACAUCUCUUUCAGCAGAUCUGCCAAUGAAUGAAUAACCUCACGACCAGUAAAAAGGUUGAAGCUGCUGGGAUUUAACCAUUUACCUUACCGCCUACUAUCUACAAAUGCAGCCCCUUGCAGAUCUGCCGCUUAUCGUACGGGACAUGCUCUAUCAUUUGCAGGGAGUGUUGGACCUGGUGGUGACUGAGGAGAGAGAGCAAGCAGCUGGGUCCUCUCACCAGCUCCUGGCCUUCAGACAUCACCUCCAGGACGACCACGCCUUCCUCAAGGUCCUCGUACCGAGUGGUCACUGCUACCAUAACUGCCGCUCUGGACAAAUGCCCUAUGGCUCAGUACUGCCUGGAGUUGUUGUGAGAUUCUCAACUACCGACAGAAUGGGACGACGGAAAGAGGGUGUGCGUACUUUGACCUCUGGCCACGCCCACCAACUCCCAUUCGCAGUCUUUGGUCUCGGUCAGACUCCGAGUCUAGUGGAGAGACUGGAGGUGGGUGUGGAGGGAGGGGGCGUGACAGCCUCUCGUCAGUGGACUAAUCUGGUGCCCAAUUCUCAAGUCAUAGUCAUCCCCAGUCCUCCCUCCCAGCCACUCAGGUGGAGACUGGAGCUCUACCUGACCCCGGGUCAGCUGGUCUACAGUACUGCUGGGGUCCUGGCUGCACUGUUCCUCGCCACUGCUGUCCUCGUUCUCCUCCUUCAGACCAGGGAGAAGUAUCAGGACAGUAGAGAGAAGAGAAUGGCCAAACACAAGUUCCAUUUCAAUGCCAUGUGAAAACAUUGUGGCGCUCAUCACAGUGAUGUAAUUAUGAUGUAAAAUCACUGUUUUAAUCCAUGAUACAACUAUUGUGCUAACAGAUGAAAUCUGAAUGCGGUUG